AUGAGUGGAAGUGGACAACAUCGUUUACCUGUAGUUUGUCAUCGUAUCAAAUACUCACCAUCGAAUGGAGUAGCCACAGGUGAUCGCUAUGGCGAACCAGUAGAAUGUCUAAAUCAAACCGAGGGUGGUCGAGAUAAGCUUCUUGCAAAAGUUGGUAGCAAAAUGAACGCAAUGGAGCAGAAACUAGCCGAAGCUCUUCAUUUGGGCAACAGCGGCAAUGAGGCUGCCGCAAUUACGCCGCCUCCUCUUCGUCCGGUUUAUCGCGACCGACCACCACUCUCUAAUCUUACUCUAAAAGACAUGGCUGACGUAGAGCACAAGACUGAAGAGGCGGGCGACACCGUGCCUGAAGUCAAGAAUAUUAUACGACGCCCGACACUAACCAGAAAAAUGACUGUUGAAGAAGAACAUAUGGGAGAGUACUUUGUACAGGAUCAGAAACUCGAAGAUGUUGCGACGACGCACCUUGAGCAUCUGUGCCGUCUCGACAUCCGCGAGCCACCACAUCUAGUCCGAAAAACCGGAAUCAUCUGUACGAUUGGUCCAGCAUGUCGCUCCGUGGAGAUGCUCCAACGUAUGAUACAAAAUGGAAUGAAUAUCGCCAGAUUGAAUUUCUCCCAUGGAACACAUGAGUACCAUGGAGAAACAAUAGCCAAUAUUCGUGAAGCGUGCGAAUCCUUCAGCGAUGUUCGCCAAAUUGGAAUUGCCUUAGAUACUAAGGGUCCCGAGAUCCGUACCGGUCUUUUGAAGGGAGGAGCAACUGCCGAGAUCGAAUUGGUGAAAGGGGGAUCUAUACGUCUUACCACUGAUCCCAAAUUCAAGGAAUCUGGAACAUCAAUCAACCUUUUUGUAGACUACAAGAAUAUUGCCAAAGUUGUCGACAAAGGAUCUCGUGUUUACGUCGACGAUGGUCUGAUCUCGCUGAUAGUUGACGAAAUUCAUGAUGAUGCUAUCGUUUGCACUGUUGAGAACGGUGGAAUGCUUGGUAGCCGUAAGGGGGUUAAUCUUCCCGGAACAAUUGUUGAUCUUCCUGCGGUUUCCGACAAGGAUAUUCAGGACUUGAAAUUUGGCGUUGAAUUUGGUGUGGAUAUGAUCUUCGCUUCUUUUAUCCGUAACGCGGAAGGGGUUAGAACCAUUAGAAAGGUGUUGGGAGAAAAAGGGAAAUAUAUCAAAAUCAUUUCCAAAAUCGAAAACCAAGAGGGUGUUGACAAAGCUGAUGAGAUUAUUGAAGAAUCGGAUGGAAUUAUGGUUGCAAGAGGAGACCUUGGUAUCGAAAUACCUGCCGAGAAAGUGUUCCUUGCACAAAAGAUGCUUAUUGCAAAAUGCAAUCGUUCUGGAAAACCUGUCAUUUGUGCAACUCAAAUGCUCGAAUCGAUGGUUAAGAAACCUCGACCAACUCGAGCUGAGGGAAGUGACGUGGCUAAUGCUGUCCUCGACGGAGCCGAUUGUGUCAUGCUUUCUGGGGAGACUGCAAAAGGAGAUUAUCCAGUCGAAGCUCUCAAAAUUAUGCAUUAUAUUUGUAAGGAAGCUGAGGCUGCUGUCUAUCACCGCAAAAUAUUUGAAGAACUUUUGAUGAACACUCCACGACCUACUGACAUGACACAAACUAUUGCAAUUGCGGCAACCAGUGCUGCUGCCAGCUGUCAUGCAUCUGCUAUUCUCCUAAUCACCACUACUGGACGAUCUGCAUUAUGCUGUUCUCGAUACAAAAGUCCGGUUCCUAUACUAACGAUCUCACGCAGUGCAGCUGUUUGUCGUCAGCUGCAUUUGUACCGAGGUGUUUUCCCGGUUCACUACGAUAAGCCGCGUCAUACUGACUGGCCCACUGAUGUUGACAACAGAAUCAACCAUGGUAUUGAAGUCGGCAAGGACAGAGGUUUCAUCCAUAGAGGAGAUUUUCUUGUGGUAAUCACAGGUUGGAGGCAGGGAGCUGGUUUCACGAACACAUUGCGAAUCAUCACUGCCUCUUGA
Necator americanus (New World hookworm) is the source of this 1971-nucleotide messenger RNA. RefSeq lists its product as uncharacterized. The record is from RefSeq and is a predicted model, not a curated record. Gene Ontology annotation, cellular component: cytoplasm. The transcript is spliced from 20 exons. Gene Ontology annotation, biological process: glycolytic process. Gene Ontology annotation, molecular function: potassium ion binding; pyruvate kinase activity; magnesium ion binding. Bases 1 to 1971 code for a protein of 656 amino acids. NCBI's taxonomy places the organism in Eukaryota, Metazoa, Nematoda, Chromadorea, Rhabditida, Ancylostomatidae.